Messenger RNA from Esox lucius (northern pike), 7193 nucleotides. RefSeq names its product leucine rich repeat containing 4C, genome duplicate a (gene lrrc4ca). Gene Ontology annotation, biological process: regulation of axonogenesis; modulation of chemical synaptic transmission; synaptic membrane adhesion. Gene Ontology annotation, cellular component: glutamatergic synapse; postsynaptic density membrane; plasma membrane. Bases 1453 to 3402 code for a protein of 649 amino acids. Gene Ontology annotation, molecular function: cell-cell adhesion mediator activity. The transcript has 3 exons. The record is from RefSeq and is a predicted model, not a curated record. NCBI's taxonomy places the organism in Eukaryota, Metazoa, Chordata, Actinopteri, Esociformes, Esocidae.
AUUUUAGUUGGUGUGGAUUGCGCGCAGUGGAUCAUCACCUGGUGGAUAUUCGUUCCCACUUGUGAGAUAUCAGUGGAUUGGUCCUACUGAAUCCUAUCUGAGAAACAGAUUGAGUAAGAGAGCAGAGAGAGUAGGUGAUUGCUGUGGGGGGAAACUGACAGGUGCAGCAUGGUGUACAUACGGUAAUCGAGACGCGGGAUGAAACCUCCGGACACCAAACCUUUGGAACUAUAAUAAUGUUAGUUUAUCCUAUGAAACAGCCUCUCACAAUUAUCCUUUGAUUUGAGUCGGUGAUCUUGGAAUUCAUAAUUAUUUUUAUUUCCAUGUGAAAUGCUUUUAUGCAUGUAUGCAUCUAUGUGGUCUUUAUAGACUGCUUCUAUUAAAAGACCAGGUGGAUAUUCCCGUUGACGCGCCGUACUUCCUACAUCAAACACACUGAAGACAAUGAAAACGGAUGGAUGCAUUUAUCAUAAGACAAAGAUAAGCGUGACGACUUUAUCAUUCUUUGUUCAGUCAAUAUAACGAUUUCAUAUGCUACAUCAACUCCUGGACCCCAUUAAACGACGUUCCAAACGGAGGAAAAGAGAACUAUUAAUAUAUUGAAAUCCGCACUGGGUUGUGAUUUGAAAUCUAAUCAGAUUCCUGGGGAGUUCAAGAGUAGCAAGGGGAAGAGGGAGGAAAAGUUCCAGCUAAAAGUGUGAUAAGGGAAAGACAACCCUCAACCUCUUCCUUUCUGCUCAGCAUGUGGAUGAUGUUCAGCCGUAGAUUGAGGACUCAGGAUGUUAUCCAUGUGGGGUCCACCGCUGCAUGAGACGACGUCUGUGGUGGACGGGCUUAAAGAAGAUGCUUAUUUGUUUUAUUCAAAAUAAAAAUAUUGGAUCUGGAUCUGGGAAGAUGUCGGAAUUUUGUCCUGAUUUGUCACAUGUCAGCGAAAUGGCACGGGACAGUGACAUGAUUUUGCCUUGUUAACAGAACAGAGGGAUAUCGCUCUGCAUCGAACCAUUAGUUUCAACAGUGGCACUUGUAGGUUCCGUCGUGUUAUUUGCGUCCUGAAACAUGAAUCGGUGGAUGGAUAAAUUUACUUAGUCGUCAAUGUGAAAGUCAUAAUAAUCAAUCGAUUGAUAAUAAUUGAUGGAUUAAACGCAGUAUCGUUUACAUUCGGGGCACCGGUUAAGCGGUGUAAAAGUAUCACUACGGAGUCUGGCAAAUUGCUUGAGAAUUGCGGAUGUAUUUUUGAUGCAGUUUUCGAGGGGAAGGAGCUGAAGAAGAAACUGUCGUUAUUCCAAUCAGAUAUCCUGCUAACAUCAGCAUCUUUGGUUACAAGGUGAGCCAGCAGCCAAACGCGCGCAAAUGUAAAGAUGGCCAGAAACCACAGGGAUUGCAAAUGAGUUGGCAGCCUGCCUUAACCCCACCUCUUCCCAAAGAGUGGACUACCCAGCUAAUGAAUUAUGAAUGUUGAACAAGAUGACCUCUUCUCGGCAGCAGCAGGAGAUGAUGAGAGGUCCUAGGUGGAACGGGGCCCUUUCCGACCCUUUUUUCGUGCUGCUUCUGGCCCUCCAGCUCCUGGCGGUGGCAGGCCUGGUGCGUGCUCAGACCUGUCCUUCUGUCUGCUCCUGCAGCAACCAGUUCAGCAAAGUAAUCUGCACCCGGCGGGGACUUCGUGAUGUCCCUGACAGCAUAUCAACUAACACACGCUACCUGAAUCUUCAGGAGAACCUCAUCCAGGUGAUCAAGGUGGACAGCUUCAAGCACCUGCGGCACCUGGAGAUUUUGCAGCUUAGCAAAAAUCAUAUUCGCAACAUUGAGAUUGGGGCAUUCAAUGGCCUAGCCAGUCUUAACACCCUGGAGCUUUUCGACAACCGCCUCACCACCAUCCCUAAUGGGGCCUUUGAGUACCUUUCCAAGCUCAAAGAGUUGUGGUUGAGGAACAACCCCAUUGAGAGCAUACCCUCAUAUGCGUUCAACAGGGUGCCCUCACUACGGAGACUGGACUUAGGGGAACUGAAACGCCUCUCCUAUAUCUCAGAGGGGGCUUUUGAGGGCCUCAGCAACCUCCGCUAUCUAAACCUGGGCAUGUGCAAUCUGAAGGAGAUUCCCAACCUCAUCCCACUGGUCAAAUUGGAUGAGCUGGAGAUGUCGGGGAACCAGCUGUUGGUUAUCAGACCUGGAUCCUUUAAAGGGCUGAUCCACCUGCAGAAGCUGUGGAUGAUGCAUGCUCAGAUCCUGACCAUUGAGAGGAACUCCUUUGAUGACCUUCAAUCACUAGUGGAGCUCAACCUAGCCCACAAUAACCUCACGCUACUGCCCCAUGAUCUCUUCACACCCCUGCACCACCUGGAGAGAGUACACCUCCACCACAAUCCCUGGAACUGCAACUGUGACAUUCUGUGGCUAAGCUGGUGGCUCAAAGAGAUAGUGCCAGCAAACACCAGCUGCUGUGCCCGCUGCAGUUCCCCAGCCAGUCACAAGGGCCGCUAUAUUGGUGAACUAGACCAGAACUAUUUUCACUGUUACGCACCUGUGAUUGUGGAGCCUCCGGCAGACCUGAACGUGACUGAGGGAAUGGCAGCAGAGCUGAAAUGCAGGGCCAGCUCUCUAACCUCAGUCAGCUGGAUUACACCAAAUGGCUCUAUCAUGACCCACGGGGCAUACAAGGUUCGUAUUUCGGUGCACAAUGAUGGCACACUAAAUUUCACUAAUGUCACCAUGCAAGACACGGGCACCUACACCUGCAUGGUGAGCAACUCAGCAGGCAACACCACAGCAUCUGCCACACUUAAUGUGUCAUCUACAGAGAACAUUCUCAGCUACUUCACCACAGUGACAGUCGAGACCAUUGAGCCAGUGCACGAUGAGGGGCACACUACUGUGGGCCAGAAAGUGGGCCCCACUCCCUCUGCUGGCUCCUGGGAUACUGUUUUGUCCACCUCCAGCACCACCACCACCACCACCACGGCCCGGACAACCCUCUCGACCCGGGACACAGAGAGGACCGUCACCAUUCCCGUCACAGACCUGAACGAUGGCUCCAUGACUGGGCUGGAUGAAGUGAUGAAAACCACCAAAAUCAUUAUUGGAUGCUUCGUGGCCAUUACUCUCAUGGCUGCCGUAAUGCUCAUCAUCUUCUACAAGAUGAGGAAGCAGCACCACCAGCAGAACCACCACGCGCCCCAGCGAACCAUUGAGAUCAUCAACGUGGAUGAGGACUGUGUGACGGGAGGCUCAGCCAUGGAAGGCCACCUUACUCUGCCUCCGCUCGAGCAUGAGCACCUCAACCAUUACAACACCUAUAAGACUGGCUACAACCACGUCUCUACUAUCAACUCCAUACACAGCUCGGCGCACGAACCUUUGUUAAUCCGGGCUAGCUCGAAAGACAAUGUACAAGAGACCCAGAUAUGAAACCUUUUUCAUGUGAAUACAAGAUUAUGAAAUGAUAAAAAAACGACAUUAUUGGAUAUUGGGAAUGAGAACUUUGGGAAGUGGAGAACUUGACGAUGUGUCAAGCAAAUCAGUGGUUGAUGAUGUUUAUUCAAUGACACUGGGAAAUGAAUUAUUUGAACUGUUUUAAAAAGUGUCUUUACAAAACAGAAGUUAUUUAUUUAAGAAAAAAUAUAUUGUGGUUCAAUGAAGAAAAAAAACUGUAUGCUGUAAUUAUUUUUUCACCACUUAUUUCAUCAGACAUUUUUUUGGAGAGUGAGAGAAAGAGCCAAGCAAUUUGCCCUGCCCCAAUAGUAAAACAAAUCUUACAUUACCAUUCACUGUAAAAUAUUUGCACACCCUCCCCUUUUAACAUUCCCAUAAAGAAAAUAAAUACCACCACAAACGACAAUAACUGUUGCAAAUGUCUUUAUAAAUGUGGAUAUUAACUCCACUUUAGCAUGAUUUUGUGUUUAGGGUUACAGUCAAUGGCAAAGUCAAUGUCAUACAGGGCAAUGUGGCAGAAGGUAUAUAGCAUUCACCAAAUCCUAUGAUCAGAGCAGGAUGCAGACCAUGAUCAGCUGGGGGAAUUUUAUGCUAUUUGUCCAGUAUAAUGAUUAUAUAUACGUAAAAUAACUUUCCCACCUACAGGUUUCUGUGCACAACACACAACCAAUAAACAAAGCAUUACUGCAUACAAAGCAUUGUGGUUUAAGUUUUCAACAAUCAAUCAAGUACAUUAUAUAAAUCAGUGACAAACAGACAUUUUCCUCCGUAUUGAGUAUCAGUGGUUUGGCUUGACAAUCUUAGAAUGUCAAUAAAAGUAUUUGGUGUUUUGUAACAGAUGUCUCUUUCCAUUAACUUCAUUAAUUACAACCAACUAAUGGCUUGUUGGUUGAGUAGUAAAAAAUCUGAUUUGAUAAGGAGGAAGACUUUUAGAAGUAAAAAUACAGCCAGAAUGACCUGCUACUGGGCUUUUUUUGACCUUAUAAUCUUUUAAAGGUAGACCCACAACUGAUCCAAAUUCAAUUGCAGGUAUGAAAAAUGUAAACAACUAGGGCUUUUAUUCAAAGUAUAUUUUCACUAUGGUUUAAUGUCACAUGUAGAACUGGGCUCACAAUUAAAACAGUAACACAAAUAUUUAUUUAAUUAUAAUGGUGUAGGCUAGUCUAGGUAAGCUAAUUGUAUCAUCCCUAAACAAGAUCAAUAGGUGCCUGUCAGCUAUUUCAUGUUCUUAUGGAUUAACAUUGAAAAUUGGUGCAGACUUGAAUGACUGCUAGUAAACUUGUUGAUCUACCAAACAAUCUACAUACCACUAUUGUCACUAGAUGGUCAGCAUAAAUAGUUGCCUAGUAUAUUGACCUGUGCUAUAGUAAGCUCACAGCAUAGUGUAUAAAGGAAAUAGCAAAACACUUUGAUAAGGGAGAAACAUGCAAGCAGAUGUGAAAAUGUGUCUAAGCCUAUAUGGAAGCAACUACACAUAGUACAACCUGCAAAAUGGGAUAAACCUGCAAAAUCAAAUAAUGAAACAACCGUUUCAUUAUUUGGACCAGUCUUGCCAAUCCAGUUCAUUUUUUAUUGUUCCUAACCACAUAUAGAGUAGCUUCCCUAGAAACAAGAAAGGUUGUGAUUUCCCCAGUCUCAAUGUGAUGCAAGUUGGCAAAUUUUACUCAACAUACUUUGAGAAUUUAUUGAGCAGAUAACAGAUAUUUUUUCCUGGCACAUGACUUGUUGUGAUAUAUUGUGACCUGAUAAUUUAAUUAUGAAUUUAGAAAAAAGUCUCAAAUUAACAAAAUAUUUUCAGUAAAUCAGCCACUUAAAUGUAUUGGACAUAUGCAUUAUAUACAUUGUGGCCUGCCAUCUAUAGAUUGGGAAUGUUAAACGAGGGCCACAUUUUAGCAAUUGAUGCAUAGGUGUAUUUUCUAUGCCAGUCACAACAGUAAGUUUAUCUAAUUUACACAUUGUGUAUUCACCCUGUUUGGAAUUCCUUCUUUAUUUCAAUUGCUCUGAUCCAUAAUAACUUUUUAGUCACACAGAGAAACUUUGAGAUUGCAUUGGCAAACAGAGUCAAGCAUCCCUGAAUAUCCUACCCUCUUUUUCCCAUCCCAGACCAGCUGUUACAAUGGUGUGCCCUAAAAUCACAUGCAGUAUGGGGACUUUUCCAGGUCAUACAUUUUCAGUCAAUCAGAACUACUACUGAGAGUUUAUGCACUUCUCCAGGUGUUGACACAAUCCUUUGUGUAACACCACUGCUAAAAUUCCAUUAACUAUUUUGAUGAGACUUCUCCAACUACACAAAACAAUUUGAAAGACUUCUUAAAUGACUUUUCAACCAGAGAGAUGUCUGUUCAAAGUCUAUCCAAUAUCCUUUUCUCAGUGGGCUAUAUGAGGAGCAGAUUUGUGAGUACGGUAGGACAGGGGCUAAGACAUUGGACAAAGCUCUUCCAUUCCAUCAUCAAUGCCCACCUAUGGCAAAUCAGUGAAAAAUUGUGCCACAUGCCCCAGAUGUCUCUAUAGAUGAAAUAAACAUGUUAUUUUUCUCCACUCCCUCCAUAAUGUCAAACUUAUAAGAAAGGGUAAGGAAUGCACUUUUUUAUUUGGUUCAAUUUUGUUUGUAAGUCAUGUUAUUCUGUACUGUUUAAAAUGUUUCAGAAGAAUGAGGGUAAAUUCAUCUCAUUGUUUCCCAUUUACAUGUCAUCAAGUGCUUCUCUGGGAGUGAAAGCACUAUUAAGGAUAUAAUGACAAAUACUUUAGAGUGCUGAUUUAGUUACCAUGGAAACCAUGACCUUGAGAAAGACAUGCUAACACUUUCUAUUGACUGAAUGCUUUAACAUUACUCAGUGACAAAUACAAAUGGUACUUCCAUGAAUAGCGUUAAUGGAAUUGCACCGCAGCUAUGCUACAAUAUUCUUAAAGUGAUGUAGAAGCAUGUCAUCCCCUUGCCCUUGACGAGUGCUUGUUGUUUGGUAUAGAGUUUGUAUCAGAUGAUAAUGAUACAUUGUCACCCUGUUACUUUUCCACUUAAAUCCAGACAAGGGAGUAUAUAUAACCAGAGAAGAGACAAAUGCUACAGUCAGUAUUAACUUUUACUGUUUACUUUUUACAAUAAGUUAACAAAGACAUAAUCCUGAAAGAUUAAUAUUUAACUUGUGUCAUUAAUGACCUCAUCAGUAAAUCAGAAAUCUCUCAUGAGAUUUUUCAAACAGUUUUAAUCAACAUGAAACAAACAUGUUCAUCAGUGGGGCAUUCACAAUACAAUAAUUAGUGAUGGUGAAACAAGUUUAUAUGGAGUUUAACAAAGUGGUAAACCAUGUAUGUUGUGUGUGUCAUUGACUUUGUGUUUGGGUGAUCAUGUUUGGGUCUGAGUCAAAAAGUUUGAAGCAAGAGAGUUUGUCCAACUUUCAUUCUCUUUCCUUCAUAAUUUAGAGAAUUUUAUGGUGAAUUUAUUGAAAUGUAGUCAAUCCAUCUCAUUCUUUAUGUACUGAAUCUCAAUGUUUUGGUUGGCUAGACUGGGAGAGGAUUUUCUUUCCACAAUAUUUUAUUUUUCUCUGAAAGGGAAUGCUGUUCUAGUAGUAGAUUUAUAUAAAAAUACAUUUUGAGAAUAAAAUAACAAAGAAAACAUUUUUAAAACUUUAAUUGCAGCCAACAACCUGUUCUGAAAUGGAAAAAAAGAAAAACAUUCUGUAAAAGAAAUAGAUUUAUGUGAGCAUACUUUCAUGACCUUUAAAAAAAAUAUGAAGAUCAAUAUAGAAACCAGUUUGUAGUUCAUACAC